Messenger RNA from Anolis sagrei ordinatus, 1474 nucleotides. RefSeq names its product family with sequence similarity 217 member A (gene FAM217A). NCBI's taxonomy places the organism in Eukaryota, Metazoa, Chordata, Lepidosauria, Squamata, Anolidae. The record is from RefSeq and is a predicted model, not a curated record.
AAUGCUUUCUGUAAAGUAACACACAACUCUUGAUCUUUUACAGGUGAUUCUGUAAGCACAUAUUAUAAGGACCAUUAUAAAGCUGCAAUGGAACAGUUGGCGGCUAUUAGCUUGUCAAACAAUACUAGGACAUCACAGCACACUUCAAAUAGCCCCAAACAAGGGUCAUUUAUUUCCUGGAGCCAUAUGUGUAAUCAAGACAAUAGUUCACUGAGCAGAGACUUCAGUAAAGCUUCCAUACACAUGCCGUCUAAUUCCAGUGAUGUUCCUACAAACUUGAUCCACACUAAUCCACUGGUGCAUUCUUUUAUGAAGAGAUGCUACCCAGCUUCUCAUUUUGGAACUCAGAAAACAACAUCAGGGAAUUCCAGCAAAAACAGUGAUGGAGACAUUUGCAAAAAGGGCAAUGAAAUCAAUGCUUCUGAUUCUAGUAGUAGUGAUGACACACUUUCAACACUCAAAAGGAAAAUGAAAAGAAGAAAUGCCAAUGUGGAGAGCGCAGGUCCAAUAGAAGAGAAGAAUACAUCUGAGAAUGAAGAAAGAAAUAAACUUUUGCAGGAAUACUUAAAAUUGUUUAAUAGUAACCUAAAACCUGAUCCUAUAGAGCACAAGGAAGAUGUUUUCUCCUCAGUGGGGGAUGAUACUUUUUCAUACCCUGAUUUUCUUCCUCCGCCAUACAAUACCUUGGAUUUACAAAAACUAUCCAAGUUGGAUAAUUGGAGAUCAGCUUUCAAGGAACCACUUGACGACUCAGUUGAUCAACUAAUAUCUCGUAUCAUCCGUAUGGAAAGGUUGCAGCAUUUGACUGUAGUAAGGGAAAAGACAAAAGAAUCUGCUUAUCCUGCUGUGGCUGCUAACAACCAUUCGGGUUCUUUAACAGAUAUACACCAACGGAAACAACUAAGGCCCUUUGAUUUCUCAUGCUCUCAGGCAGCUUUUGAUGGUGAUCGUCACAAUUUUGGUUUUUCUAUGCAUGAACGGCAUAUACAGAAAUGCACAAGCCAGCAUGGUCAUAGCAAGCAGAGUUUUGGAGGAGUAUCUCCUGUGCGUUCAUCCACAAAAUCCUCGCAAGCAUGUUACAGUACCUCAAAAAGUGUCAAAGCUCCAGUCACAGUAGACUCAAGCACUGUUGUCACGCGACAGUCUGCAACAUCAUGCUCUGGAAGCUCAUCAAAAAUUCACACAGGUGUCAAAAUGACUUCUUCAACAUUACUUUCAUCCAGCUCAACCGACGACAGUUCGAAAGGUAAAGAUGUGAGGACUAAAAGAAAAUCUUGCAGAAAAAACUGAAGCAGUGAUGAGCAAACUCAUCGACUCUCAAAAAGUAAACUGAUCUCUUAUUUCAAAGCAAAAGUGUUCUGAUGUUAGCUAUCAGUGAUCUAUUAAAUUUAGUGCACAAUGUGUUAUUAGUAUCAUUUAAGCAAACAGACUGAGCGAUAGUAAUUUGGAAAGCUGUUUAUUAACUUGUGUUAUA